Molecule: messenger RNA, 1343 nt
Organism: Armigeres subalbatus
Lineage: Eukaryota; Metazoa; Arthropoda; Insecta; Diptera; Culicidae
Exons: 2
Coding region: 281-1156 (291 amino acids)
Cellular component (GO): mitochondrion
Source: RefSeq, a predicted model, not a curated record
UCGCAACGCUUGCCGCAUUUUGUCUCAACGUACGAGCUGAAACCAGCGAAGUAGUAAACAUUACACAAAUUUCUGGUCAGUUAUCUAAAAUACCAUUAUUUUCACCGUAAUAAAACACUCUAAUUAGUCGGUGUUGUGUAUUUCCUAAUUCAGAUUAUAAGGUGAAUGUGGUAACCAGAUGAGAUGCGUUUUUGGUAGUGCACCCAAAGUGAAAGUUCAGUAAACAGCAUUUGGUAUCUUGCAUUGCACUAGGAAAGAAGCACAAGUAUUACGAAAUACGAUGUCGUCACUCGCAGUCAGUUUUUCGCGGGUGACGCUGACCGGACUGGCAGCCAGAUCAUCUUCAGCAAACAGGUUUUUGUCGCAUCUUCAGCUAAAUGGUGCUCAACUGAGAAAUUUCGCUGUUUGUGCUUCUGGUGGAUUACCUAUUUGCAGUAGGGAGCAGCUUUCAAGGUUUGGUGAUGGUAAAGCCAGGAAUUUGGCUGCACUUCAGUCGAUAAACAAUCACCAUCAAAGUUUGAGGCAUUUCUUUAAGGAUGCAUCAAACCAGGUACCGGAUAAGCAGCCGAAAACACAGUCGGACGAUGGCAUUGGUAAAUCAUCGCCCACCGAUGGUGGUAGUGGCAGCAGCAUGCAACAGGAGGAACCGGCCAAGCUUGGCCUGUUCGCACGCUUCAAGAAGAUGUAUAAAGAGUACUGGUACGUGUUGGUUCCAGUCCAUUGCGUCACAUCGGUGUUCUGGUACGGCGGUUUCUACUAUGCGUCAAAGAGUGGGGUUGAUGUAAUUGCCCUGCUCGAAUCGAUGGGCGUCUCGCAGAAGCUUAUCGACCCGGUACGGGACUCCAGUCUGGGACACAUUGCAGUUGCUUAUCUGCUUUAUAAAAUUGCAACACCCGCUCGGUACACCGUAACAUUGGGCGGCACCACUCUAUCGAUCAAAUAUCUCGUCCAGUGGGGCUACAUCAAGCCGAUGCCUUCCAAGGACAAACUGGUGCAGAUGUACAAGGACAAAAAGGAGAACCUUCAGGAGCGGAUUGCCGAGAAGAAGCAGGACUUCCAGGACCGCAAGCAGCAGUUGGCCGAUGCGAGUAAGAAAAACCUUCAGGACACGAUGAAAACGUUGAAGUCGGAAAAAAACGUCACUGAGCAAAAGUAGCGCAUAUUGAUGACUGGUGAUUUUGGCCGCAGCAGUGGUGGGACUAAUGUUAGCUGUUUUCAUAUUUUUGUCAAUUUACUGUGUUGUAAAAGUCGUACUAAAACAAAGUGCUAGAGUUCUCUACUCAGAAUUGUUAAUGAUGCUUCGUUUGAAAUUUAUUUUGACCAAAAUAAAUCGUUAAACAAGA